CUGAUUAACCACUACUAUCUUCUCCCUCUGAAACCAGAAAGAACUCGCAGUUUUAAGGAUCCAUCCUCUUCUUCGCCUCUGCAAUCUUUUCUCUCAUCAAUUUCUUUUGAUUUUCUCUUACUUUCUCUCAAUCCAAACAUGACAACCUUCAAAAUACCAACUUUCUUGCCCUUCUCAAAACUCUCUGUACACAAUAACCCCAAUCCUGAACGUAGAAGGAUAUUUUAUUUGUGUCUAUCUUUGAAUCACACUAUCAACUCGUUAACCUUGAAUUUUAAUUGUAAAAGGCAUAGCGCUUCGGUUUCUUGUUCUGCGGCUAUCCAUGCUCCUGUGGCGACCACCGCUAGAGCCGAGGUCACUGACGAUAGGAUUCAAAGGCUCGUUUCUGAAUUCGAGUCUCUUAAAGAGCCGAUUGACCGGGUGAAGCGGCUUUUAGAUUACGCCGCCCGUCUCCCUCCAUUUGAUGAGUCGGCUCGCUUGCCGGGAAACCGAGUCAUGGGUUGCACGACUCAGGUGUGGCUAGAAGCGAGAAUGGAUGAACAUGGAAGAAUGAGAUUCAGAGCCGAUAGCGACUCGGAGAUAACCAAGGGUUUCAUUUCCUGCUUGAUUUGGUUGCUUGAUGGCGCGGAACCCGGUGAGGUGGUGGCGGUGAAGUCGGAGGAUUUGGGGGCACUGAAUGUGGGCUUGCAUGGUAAGGCCCAAUCGAGAGUGAAUACUUGGCAUAAUGUAUUGAUCAGUAUGCAGAACAGGACUAAGGCUUUGGAUGCGAAGCGAAAGGAGUUGCAUUUGGAGCAGUCACUUGUGGUUGAAAGUUUUGCUCAAGCUCAGUUGGGUAUCAACUGUGCAUAAUAUUGCUGACAUGCCUUGCCAACCCUUCUAACAGGUUACCAACAAAGUGGAAAUGGGAAGUAGAGUCUAGGAAUGGGAAGGCAUGCAGAUGGCCUUUGUUACAUGCCACAGGAGAAGAAGAGAUGAGAUUCUGUAUAGAAGGUGCGGACUGUAACUAGUUAGCAGGUGGUUAGGAGAAGUGGAGAACUGAAGUUGUUGAGUGAGUUGGAGAGUGACAGGAACAAUUACUAGAGAUGUCUAAAGCUGUAUAAAUAGCAGAUGUUUUAACUAGAGUAACUAUUCCAGAGUCAUUAAUGAAAUUUCACUGUCUUCUCUCUAAUUUCUGUCGAUCUAAUUCUCUCCUUCUCUUCGUCACCUCACUCUCUUUCUGUUCUUUCUUAUUCUGUUAUAUUAGAUCAGUUAGGUUCUGACCUGCUCUGGAGCUGCAAAGUAGUUCUUCUGAGUUGCACUGAUGUCAACAUUCACGUUUCUUUCUCUCUUUUUUUUCCUCUCAUUCUUCUUUCUUCUUGGCUGAUAUUUCUUCCCUUUCUUAUCAGUUGAUACGUGCAACAAAAAGAACAGAGGCGGCGAAGUGAAAGAUUCCGCCAAAGUCAGUUAGGUUAGAUUGAUUGAGACACGUAUAAAGAGCUUAUUGAUUUAACUGCAGCAUGUGUGUUUGCAUGUCUUUAUUGCAGCAGCUAGAUUGAGUUUAUAUAUAUAUGUAUAUAGAAACAGUUAGUUUUUCUGAUAAAUCAAAAACCUUUUUCCUUUUUCUCUCAAACUUCAUACAUCUUUCCUCUGUUUCUUUUUCCGCUUUUCCUGAGAAUUCUUCCCUUCUUUUCCUUUACUUUCUUCUUUUCUUCGUGAUAGAUCCUGUUUCUUUUUCUUCUUUGUUUUUUUCUUGUUUCUUCCUCUAUAACCAGAAUCUUUUUCCAAAGUCUAUGAUGUAUCAAGAAACUUGUGAAUUAUUUUCUCUUACUCUUUGUGCUCUAUUUUCCCUCUCUUUCUCCCUGUUUUCUCUUUCCUUUCUGUAACUACCAAGAACAUGUUCUCUUUCUUCUGUUUUCCAUUCUCUUCUUUCAUCAGCUGGAAUUGUCGAGAGCUAAUUCUCCACUUCUUCCUUGUAUUUACUUUUUGUAAUUCAUCAAUUACAGAGCUUCGCAAGCUUCUUUCCUGUUUUGUACUGCAAUCCUAAGGAGAUACUAGCUUAAACCUUCUACAAUCAGUCUAUAUGGAACUACAACCUUGGCAAAAAAAUGUCCUGCUGGAUCUACUUGAAAUUAUUGAGAGGUACAUUCAAAGACAAGAAGAGCUGGUGGGAAAAAUUGGAAUUGGGAGAUUCAAUGCAAAUAGAAAUGGGAAAUGUUGCAACCUUUCAGUAAUGAAGGACUGACAGAAGUGUAUUAGAAUCUGGACCAUUCUCGGAGCCUAUCGAAGAAGCUGAUUAUAGAUCUUGCAAUUCAAGAUGAUGAUGGAGCUAAAUUGAACACUUGCAAUUCACUACAAUAUAUGCAAAAAGAUUUAUUGAAUUAGAUUUUCAGUAGAAAGAGAUAUUCAUAAGAUAAGAAUUAAAUAUCUUAAUAGUUGCUAUUGUCGCAGUAAAUAUCCCAACGAUGAAAAGACAAAGAAUGUUGAAGGAUGCGAUAAAAAAUAAUAAAAUCAAUUUCAAAUAAUAGAGUGGAAGUCAAUUUCUGUGGCAAGUUUUAUAUCAAUAAAAAAUACAUGAGCCUCACUUACUGUACCAUGCAUGACUUAUUCAACAGUAUUAGUGAAAUAAUUGCAAUAGCAACAUGUAAAAUCCUUGUCUUUCUAAGUAACAUAAUAGUUUAAGUUCAAAACUUUUCAAAUGAAAAAGACACUAUAGGAUUGGGAAGAGCUGGAAAAACACCCUACCACACCAAAUUAAACUUAUUUGAUGCUUAGCACUUUCUUCCAAAUCAAAAUUUUCAUUUGGUAAAAAAUAUAUAUAUUGGAUUAAAUUUAAUAUUUUGUUUUAUAAAACAUUUUCUAUUUUUUUAAUGAUCCAGUGUUACAGCUCCUAGUUUCCAAAAUAAUCCUGACAGUAGAAUUCAAUAAUCUCCAAAAUCACAGUCCACGUAAAGUGGGUCACACCAGUACACGAAAGCUCUCCUCACAGUUCACACACAGCC
Molecule: messenger RNA, 2978 nt
Organism: Manihot esculenta (cassava)
Lineage: Eukaryota; Viridiplantae; Streptophyta; Magnoliopsida; Malpighiales; Euphorbiaceae
Product: sufE-like protein 2, chloroplastic
Exons: 3
Coding region: 139-849 (236 amino acids)
Source: RefSeq, a predicted model, not a curated record